This is a messenger RNA of Trachymyrmex cornetzi, 4763 nucleotides long. It is a transcript of the gene Pde8, whose product is annotated as phosphodiesterase 8. The transcript is spliced from 21 exons. Lineage: Eukaryota; Metazoa; Arthropoda; Insecta; Hymenoptera; Formicidae. Gene Ontology annotation, biological process: signal transduction. Gene Ontology annotation, molecular function: 3',5'-cyclic-nucleotide phosphodiesterase activity. Bases 1027 to 4077 code for a protein of 1016 amino acids. The record is from RefSeq and is a predicted model, not a curated record.
AUAUCCGUAUCUUGGUAUAGGAACUGCAGAUUUGUAUCACUAUGAAAACAGUGGCUCCGAUAAUUAUGCACACAACACUAUUUGCCCAUUUCAUGCCCACACAACGCGUAAUCGGACGAUUUACGUGAACGGCUAUCUCAUGCAGAAUGUCUCUAAUUGCGCAUGCCGAGGAUACAGCUAUGUGGCUGCCAAGUGAUACAGCUAUUUGAGAUGCGUCGCGGAACUUUUGAAUUACAUGUAGACACUUUCAGUGGAAGAUAAGAUAAAGCUAACUGAGAAAAUUGUACUGACGUAUGACCUCGUACACGCGAAAUCUUCGCCUCGGUCUUGACGCGUGUUCAAUGCCGACUUAAUCGUUAACGGUUGCAGAGUUUUCGCGAAAUUUCUGUUCGUCUCGACGAGAGCAAACGUUUUGUCUGGCUUUUUAAUGAAUAAUUAAUAACUAUCGCGUAUUGCAAACGUUACGAAUGUUUAUUAAAUCUGUUUGAAAGUGAAAAAUUCCAAGUGAUUGAAAAAAUCCCAGUUGAUGCAACAUAAAUUUCACCGGUACUCAUUAUUAAUUACUCGAUUAUUUAAUCGAGUAAUUUAGCGAUUUAGCAUAUCGUUCUAAAGUGGUUUAGUCUCGGCUUUAUUAGCGCAAUCUUUUGUGUAUACGUUAAUUAAUGUAAAAUAGUAUUCGCACAAUCAAUGUUUGGGUUAUGCAAAAUCAGUGCGCAGAGAACUGUUUCCUUCGGUCUCGAGAUAAGCAAAUUGAUAUGGUGCAUGAGCGUGCAUUUUUACACACACGCGUGCACGGUAAGCACACGUUUCAAUUAAAUAAUGUUGAAUUCUCAGCAAUCUUAUUUUUUUUCUAAACGAAAAAGAGGAGAUUUUGCUUCUACCAAUCGCCUUCGAUGAAAGGUAACCUAACGAUACUUGUCGCGGCUGUCAUUGACGAUUCAGAAUCUGGCCGGAUGCUUUUCGAAAUUUUCGACAAUGUGAGAGAUAACAAGAAGGCCCAUCGCGAACUGAGAGCUCGUCUUAAGAAUGGGAUGCAAGAUUAGUAUACUGAAGUGCAUGAGAGGCAAAGUCGAGCAGGAGAAGAGUAUAUCGUCGGAAACUAGCAGUUCUAUCGUUACAAGCGGUAAGACGGAUGAAUUUGACAUUGUGGCUGAAAAGAAUGAAAAAACACCCUUCGAGGACAGCACGCACGAUGAGAACGGCGAUUAUUUGACUGUCAAAGGACCUCAAGAUCUUAGUAAUUAUUUAUUGACAACCAACGUUCCUAGUAUUGUAAAAAUAUUAUUAGUAUUUAGCAAAGAUGAUCAACAAAUGGACAUACUUGCUAAUACCGCGAGAAGAUUGGGAUGGAGUGUAUCGGUGGCAAAAGAUGCGGAAAAAGCAUUAGAACUUUUUCAAAAUCGUGCUCACGAAUUAGUGAUUAUCGAUCAUAGAGCACAUCACGCUGCCGAAGGUGAUGCUAUUUGUAGAGCGAUUAGGUCAAGUCCGGUUUAUCACAAUUCUGUCAUUAUCGCGCUCGUAAAGAAAUCGUACUUCAUGCUUGAUGAAAAAGACCAUAUUGUUGCAUUAAACUUGCUAGAAACGGGUUUUAAUAGAGCACUGAUGGAAUGUUCUCAUGAAGGUAUAUUAAUAAACGAAUUAGUAGGGAUAUAUACUAGCUCAUUAUUGCCGAGAACUCAACUAGCUGCAGCGCAUGCAUUAUAUUUGGCACUCGACAGAUGCCGCGAUAUGGUGCAUGUGACUAAUGAUAAAAACAUUGUACAGUUUCUAAAUAAAGUCAGCGAAAAAUUGUUAGGAUAUAAGGUAGAAGAGAUGAUGGGAAGAAACCUCUCGGAAAUAGUAUACUACGAAAAUUUUCCUCUCAUGGAGCAGCAACUGAGUAAAGGCCGAGAAUUCGAAGGAAAUAUGAAUUGCAAGAGAAAAAACAAUCAAAUGAUUACGAUCAAUUGCAGGAUAAUUCCGUUCUGUAUCACAUUAAAAAAACCAAGUCAUUAUAUAUACGUAUACGAUACUACGUAUUUAUCGGAAAAUUCAGUGCCAAUAAGUCCAAUUAGUAGCCCGUUGAAUCCUCCUCUUAAAACGAAUAUAACGAACGCGCGGAAAUCCUCGGAUGUUAGAUCUGGUUCUAUAAGUGAAGAUAAAGGCCGUAGACGAUCCAGCUUGCAAAAAUUGCAUACCUUACAACUGGAAGCUCCUAUCACUAAAGUCAUUACGUUACUUUCGAAUGCGGUCACGGAUACAACUAAUCCGGAAACAGCAGCGCAGAUCGAUAAAGCAAUCGAUAUCCUAAAGACGACGGAACUCUACGUACCGCAUCUUAAGGAAGAUAGAGCAAUGUGUAGCGAUCCAGUUGCUACGGAUCUCGUUGGCGCAUUACUUGCCUCUCCGCGCACGGCAUGGGAAUCCAGAAGGUCGUCGUCGGAUUCUGCGAGACUAUCCACUAUCAAGGCUAUCACCAGUCCGACGAAUUCGCGCGUGCAAGUAAAAAAUUUCCGGGGGCCACAAGAAAUUAUGGAGAUACUGGACAAAAGUCUCGACUGGGACUUCGAAAUAUUUAAGCUUGAAGUACUGACGGAGAGAAGACCGCUCGUUUUCUUGGGAUUGACAAUUAUGAAUUUAUAUCAAGUACCUGCUACAUUACAUUGCGAUGAGAGAACGUUACAGAACUGGCUAGCCAUUAUCGAACACAAUUACAACGCGGAGAAUAGCUAUCACAACUCAACGCACGCGGCCGAUGUCUUGCAAGCCACCGCGAGAUUUAUGCAAUCAAAGAGACUCAAGGAAAUUUUAGAACCUUUAGACGAGGUUGCUGCUCUAAUAGCCGCCGCUGCGCACGACAUUGAUCAUCCUGGACGGUCCAGUCAAUUUCUUUGCAAUGCCAACAGUCGUUUGGCAAUACUCUACAAUGAUUUAUCGGUUCUCGAAUCGCAUCAUGCAGCCUUAACAUUUAAACUAUCAUUGUCUGACGAUAGUGUGAAUAUCUUUAAAAACAUGGAGCGAGAUGCAUACAAACUGUUACGACAAAAUGUCAUUGACAUGAUUCUGGCGACCGAAAUGACGAAGCACUUCGAGCACCUGGCGAAGUUCAUGAAUGUUUGCAGCGCAAGAAUUGGCGACGGUCAAGAGACAUAUUCAGAUUCUCUGGACAUGACUGUGGUAUUACAGCCAGAUAAUGUAAUACUAGUUAAAAGAAUGAUGAUCAAAUGCGCGGACGUAUCUAAUCCAACGCGGCCAUUGAAAUGUUGCGUCGAAUGGGCGAGACGAAUCGCGGAGGAAUAUUUUAAUCAGACCGAUGAGGAAAAAAAGUUGAAAAUGCCAGUCGUAAUGCCAAUGUUCGAUAGAAUGACAUGUUCGAUACCGAAAUCGCAAAUCGGUUUCGUCGAUUAUAUCAUUAACGAUAUGAUUGAGGCAUGGGAUGUGUUUAUCGACAUGCCGGAAAUAGUAGGCUAUAUGCGACACAAUUACGAGAAAUGGAAAGAAUAUAAUAUGUCCAUUGUGCCCCUUGUUUUCCGCAAUUGGUGGGACGACUUCGAUCGUCCCGUUUCGCGGCUAUUGGACCAGCACUUUGGCAUCGGCCUCCAUCGAGAUGAUCUCAUCUCGAGCCUCUCCGGACUUGGCCUCGAUCGGCCGUCCGUACGCUUCGGGAAUAGGUACUAUCGACCAUGGGGGAACGUGACGCGUCAAAACUCGAGCGGGACCAGCACGAUCCAGUUGGACAAUGAUCAUUUUCAGGUGAUACUGGACGUGCAACAAUUCUCACCGGACGAGAUCACGGUGAAGACGAUUGACAAUCACGUCGUUGUUGAGGCCAAGCACGAGGAGAAGCAGGACGAGCACGGCUACAUCAGCAGACACUUCGUACGCAGAUACGUCCUGCCUCCGUCUCACGACCUCGUCAACAUCACCUCGACCCUCUCUUCGGAUGGUGUACUAACUGUCACGGCGCCCAAAAAGAACUUGACGCCGGCUGGCACGGAAAGAGUCAUCAGCGUUGUUCAAACGGGAAUACCAGCUGCCAAGCCGGUUCCCGUCGAAACAACUGCUACUACUACUACGACCACCACUACCACCAACUGAAGAAUUUAUUGUCCGAAACUUUCAUUCCGACAUUCACUUCAUUCUUUUCUCGAUUCUAGUAAUGGUAAAACAAUUUUGUAAUAUGACAGUAUUGUGCCACAUCUAAUAAUUUUCUAAUAUUUAUUUCACGAAGAUAUAAUUUUUUAUGUACAAUAUAAAUAUUUCGUUACAUCGUUUGUUAUCAAUUACGUAAAGUUUUUGUUUGUUUUCAAUUUCUAAUAUAUCAAAAUUAUCUGGUAGCUUUAUCAAGAGAGUUAAUUUUAGUUUCGAUUUAACCGACUCUCUCUCAUUGUCUCUUUCCGAUAUUAGUUCAAACAGAGAAAUAACUAAUAGAUCUUCAAGAGACAAAUCUGAAUUACAAUUAUCUUAAUAAAAGAAACCAAGUUUAAUAGCAAAUAAUAUAAUUUAUGUGUGUAUAACUGGAAUUUAGAGGUUGUCAAUUAAAAAGAAGAAACACCAAAGCAUUAAACGUCACAGUUUGGUACGCUCUCAUCUUCCUUGAUAUUACUACUUUCCAAUUGUACUAUCAAUAUAGCAAAAUAAUUUUCUCCUUUCCAUUUCUUCGAUUAAAAUUAUUUUGAUGAAAGAAACCAAGUUUAAUAGUAAAUAAUAUAAUUUAUAUGUGUGUAUAACUGAAAUUUUGAGGCUGCCAAUUAAAAAGAAGAAACACCAAAGCAUUAAGCGUC